AUGGUUGAUCUGGAUUCUGUGACCAACUCGUCCGUCGGCCGCGUCGGCUCCUCUAAAGUGCCCGGCCCGUUCCUGUGGUCUGUAUCGCCACUCCCACUCCUGUUGAUGUCAUGGUCGAGCACGCCGCACAAACAGAUCCUGGCCUUGCACAAGAGGUACGGCGACGUUGUCCGCACAAGCCCAGACUCAGUGUCAUGCCUCCACGCAACAGCAUGGAAAGAAGUGUACGGGCAUCGUAAGCCCGGUCAACCAGAGAACCUCAAGCACCCAGGCUUCGUAGCCGAAGUCGCCUCAGGCAUCAUCGGGGCCGACACAGAAUCUCACACGCAUCAACGUCGUCUGCUAGCGCCCGCGUUCUCUGGGCAAGGCAUACAGCGCCAGGAGCAUAUCAUCCGCCACCAUAUCGACCAACUCUUCAGCUAUUUUGGGGAGCACUGCGCCGAAGGUCAACCCCUGGACCUAGCCAAGUGGUUCAACUUCUUCUCGUUUGAUGUCAUUGGCGAUCUCAGCUUCGGCGAGCCUUUUGCGAAUAUGGAGCGGAGGGAGUUUCAUCCAUGGGUUGCGACAAUAUUGGAGUUCUUCGUUGCGCAGCAUGACAUGGCACACUUCCGGCGGGCGUAUCCGUUGUUGGAGGCGAUGAUAAGCCCGUUUGUUAGAAUGUUUGCCAAGAAGAUCAUUGCGAAGCAUAAUCUGUUCAUGCGUACUCAAGUUGCGAAGCGUUUAGCUUUGGAGCCUAGCCGGCCGGACUUCAUUGAAGAGAUGAAAUCCGACAAUGCUCAGGGAAGAUGCGUGAGUGCAUCCACAAUGCUCUCUUGGUCCCAAUCCCGCUCAAGGAUCUAA
Alternaria ethzedia is the source of this 840-nucleotide messenger RNA. RefSeq lists its product as uncharacterized. Gene Ontology annotation, molecular function: oxidoreductase activity, acting on paired donors, with incorporation or reduction of molecular oxygen; monooxygenase activity; iron ion binding. Lineage: Eukaryota; Fungi; Ascomycota; Dothideomycetes; Pleosporales; Pleosporaceae. The transcript has 2 exons. Bases 1 to 840 code for a protein of 279 amino acids. The record is from RefSeq and is a predicted model, not a curated record.